UCGCUCCCGGGCGCUCAGGCUCGCGCGCUCCUUCCUCCCGGCCCGCGAGCCCGCCGCCGCUGCCGUCCCGGCCCCUGGGAAACGCAGUCCACCAUGUCUUCGCCUCCCGAAGGGAAGCUAGAGACCAAAGCUGGACACCCGCCCGCCGUGAAAGCUGGUGGAAUGCGAAUUGUGCAGAAACACCCACAUUCUGGAGACACCAAAGAAGAGAAAGACAAAGAUGACCAAGAAUGGGAAAGCCCCAGUCCGCCCAAACCGACCGUGUUCAUCUCUGGUGUUAUCGCCCGGGGCGACAAGGACUUCCCCCCAGCGGCCGCCCAGGUGGCUCACCAGAAGCCCCACGCCUCCAUAGACAAGCAUUCGUCCCCAAGAACCCAGCACAUCCAGCAGCCUCGCAAGUGACCCGCGAGGACCCAGCACCCUCACCAGCCGUGCCUCGGUUCCCCAACCUUUGGUAUUUCCCCAGUAAAGAGAACUGGCUUUGUCUUCAGAAUCCUGCUCCACUGGGAAGUCUAAGACAAAGCAAAGCACCCCUUCCUUUGCCUUAAAUUUCCAUAUCUAAAACUAGAAACUGAUCAGACCCCAAACCUUAUUUCCUGGGAGUCCUGGCUGGUGUCGUUUGAGGAUCAUUGUGCCCCAAAAGUGCCAUUAGCAGAACUGGCCACGCCCUGAGUAAAAUGAAGUUGUUCAAAGUUUAGCUUUAGUACCAUUUCAGCCAUCACCCAAGUCUCUACCUGUGGUCUUAAAACCCAGAGGGCACAAAUAUGGGAAGAUGAGAUUAGGGUGGGGGAAAGGCUCAAUCAUUUCAUGCUUUUUAGUAACAGGACAAUAAAAUCUUAACACCUGGGGGGAGUAAGAAGUGAGGGUGCUAAUUACAGUGGCAGGUUCAAAAGGCAGCGCAGGGGAGACUUGAAACAGACAGCAACACUCAAUUUCCCUCCUGGUGUGACGAGGGACCGCCGUCCAGGGCGACACCAGCACUCCCAGGAGAGCCGAAGGAAAGCUGCAUCUCUGAAACGGCUCUUCUGCUCCAGGAGUCAUCUUGCUGAAAAAGUAAAAUGUAGGUAGUUUGCCCGAAGGGAGUACUUCCUGAAUGAGCUCUCUCAGUGUGGGUCCCAAGCCCCACCCUGCCUCACCAUCCAGACAGGCUCCACCAGGAAAACUGAGGCCAGCCUGCAUUUUUUCAGUAAUCACCGCUAGAGCUGCCUUUGAGUUCUAGAAGUGAUCACUGACCAGGUGGAGGGAUAGACUUAUAGCUAAUUCAGGAACACCAGAGCAAGAGCAUUGAAUGCGUGGAGAGACCAGAUGAAAAUCUGCCCUUUGUCUCCCUGGGGAAAGGUAGAAACACCACAUUCCAUUUGAGCUAAGAAAACCUGUUUGUCAAUCAGUCAAACUGUCCAGCAUUCCUCUGCCCCAGAGCAUAUUUGCCUGGGCCCGUCAGGCCCAUGUCCACUCGGGCACGUCAGAUUGUCCUCCACUUUCUGCACACGCUUCCUGCCCAGAGGCGCCCUAGGCUGCUCGCUGGCUCACGCUGUAAAGUACCUGCUUUUCUGAAGAGCCAGAGGGCUCGUGGACUCAGAUGUUAAAAUCUUCCAGAGCAGAUGCUUUUGGAGAGGACGUGCCCCGACCGUCCUGCUUGCUGUAGUGACAUUAGCUGCAGGUCAGUGGUGGUGCUGGGAGCAGCAUGUCCACCACCAGCCUUUCUGAUGCCGUUAUCAGAUGCCCGUCUGCCCACUGGUAAGAGUGAUGCAGACCUAGGCAGACCCACCCCUGGCCCUUCCCUAAGGGAGAAACACCACGCUGCUUCGCAUUCUAAAGGCAACAUUUGGUUUCCAUCUCACUGACUUGCAGAAGCCAGGGUCUAACCCGCAAGGCACCAUGUUGUCACAUGUUCUUAAUCUCUGAGAUGUUGGUAUAAACUGAGACUGGCUUUUGGCGAUGCAGGCUGGGUGGGCAGUGCUGCCGUGGGUCCACUGAGCAAGCAGCUUCCUCCCGGCCCGCCUCCUGGAGCUGGCAUCUAGGAAGGGACGCUCAGAGCAGGCAGCUCUAUGGCAGGCCGGUGCAGACCAUUGCCCCCUCCACUACAGAAAUUGAGAUGCAUCCUUGAUACUUUCUAGUUCUGCAGCCAGGGGCGCCGUACUGUUUCCCAAGGUGCAUUUUUCAUGUACUUUUAGCUACGUCUGGCCUGUAUCUGUGGGCUUUAGCUCAUUGGAAGCAAAAUGUUUUUCUGAAUGAGUUGAUCAAUUGUUAACUUCAAAAGUAAUAAUGAUUAUAAUAAAGCUCCUGCAUUUCUUCUCA
Diceros bicornis minor is the source of this 2298-nucleotide messenger RNA. RefSeq names its product death associated protein (gene DAP). The transcript has 4 exons. Gene Ontology annotation, biological process: negative regulation of autophagy; cellular response to amino acid starvation; apoptotic signaling pathway. Gene Ontology annotation, molecular function: death domain binding. The record is from RefSeq and is a predicted model, not a curated record. The coding region runs from base 94 to 402 and encodes 102 amino acids. Lineage: Eukaryota; Metazoa; Chordata; Mammalia; Perissodactyla; Rhinocerotidae.